This is a messenger RNA of Penicillium hordei, 1089 nucleotides long. Its product is annotated as NADPH oxidase family protein. Gene Ontology annotation, molecular function: ferric-chelate reductase activity. NCBI's taxonomy places the organism in Eukaryota, Fungi, Ascomycota, Eurotiomycetes, Eurotiales, Aspergillaceae. Gene Ontology annotation, biological process: copper ion import; iron ion transport; intracellular iron ion homeostasis. The transcript has 5 exons. Bases 1 to 1089 code for a protein of 362 amino acids. Gene Ontology annotation, cellular component: plasma membrane. The record is from RefSeq and is a predicted model, not a curated record.
AUGCACCCCUCUCUAUAUAUUGUGGAUUUGGCCUUGCUAAUAGAUGUAGGGUGCUUCUGCACUCGGUAUCCUAGCUCUGUUUUCUAUUCUAUACUUUCGUCGUUGAUACUUGCCGGACUUUUUGUCUAUGGCACCUGGCAGCAUUUUCCUACCCCUACUAGCUCAGCGAGACUGUACGUCUAUGUGGCACUGGGCAUCCUGGGGCUAACAACGCUUCUGGAGUUAGCGAACUAUUUAUAUCGCAACGGGAUAUUUUCCGGCCGUGGUGCUCCUCGAGCCCUUGUAUCAUUCUUAAGUAAAAAAAUACCAGGGGAAAGCGUCCCUAGAAUCACAGCUGCAAAUAUCCAAAUCAUCUUACCUCGACCAGUGCAUGUUGAGCCUGGUCAAUAUAUCAACCUCUGGAUGCCGUCGGUAAGUUUGUGGUUAUGGACUCAGACGCACCCUUUCACCAUUAUAUCCUGGUCUAGGGGUAGACAGGAUACUUUGAAGCUACUUGUGCAACCUCGAAAUGGCUUCUCUGCAGAUCUCGUACGCUAUGGUGCGCUGCCCACGGAUAGCUCGGUAUUAUUCUUAGCCUUAUUUACCGGACCUUAUGGACUUACCGAAGACGUCGAUCCCUACGAAACCACCCUGAUAAUUGCGACCGGAUUUGGGAUCGCGACUUCGAUCCUGUAUCUCAAGAAAAUGAUUCAUGGCUACAAUAUAUGCACGUCCCAAACUCGCCGACUGUAUCUGAUUCCAUCGGUAUGUGCAUUGACUACGGUCCUUCGUCCGACCGAAGCUAAUGAGAAAGAAAUGAUACUCAGUAUAUCUAUUUACGUGGAGCACGGUCUUGCAAAUAGCAGAAUACCGGUUGGAAAAUAUGAAAGGAUAUGCUAUUACCAGGGCUUACCUGAUUAUCGCAAAAUAAUCUUAACCGAAGCAUCUGGGAGUCAGAUAGAGAGACUGCCGAACAUCCCGGAUGAGCUAGGUCGAACACUUGUAAUGGUUUCCGCAAGCGAUGGUCUUAGAGAUCGCUUACGCGAUAUUGUAAGAGGCUAUCUCCACCAGGGUGUUGAGCUUUCAGAGCUGGAAUAUCAGCCUGAGUAG